UUGGCUCAAUGCUGCAGUCAUGGAUCCCGGCAGAACCACGGGUCCUGUUAAAGUGUCAGAGACGUGAGAAUGCAGCAGAACCUGUCACACACCACUCGUUAAACACUCACUUAGAUCUUCGCUGCAAGACUACACCUGUAAACUGGUGAAGGACUGUACAGCUGUUGAGACCUCCACCUUGCGGACUGAUCUGAUCAUCAGGCUGCAGCAGCUGUCAUGGAUCUGAAGGAGCGCAGGCACCGUACACUGACCCACGGCCGCUGUGGGAAAGAUUUCCAGUUCACCACCUCCUCCUUGGACAACGAUGAAUGUCGCGUACCCACCCAGAAAUCCUACAGCUCCAGCGAGACCCUGAAGGCUUUCGAUCACGAGUCACGUCUGCAUUAUGGGGGAUGUGUGGCUGACCUGGUGCAUCAUGAAGCAGAUGAGUUCACCAGACAAGGAGGGAACUUUACUUUAGCUGAGCUGGGCAUUUGUGAACCAGCACCGCAUCAGAAUGCAUACUGCCCGGACAUCGGCCUCUUACAGCGCGACUACUCUCUGAGCGCCGGCUCAGAUGCAGACUCCGACCCAGAGGGCCCAAUCUCUCCAGAGCGAGCUAUCCAGCUGUGGGCCGGCCAAGACAUCAAGUCCCGCCGCAGUUCUGGCCUCUCCAGUCGGGAGAACUCAGCUCUCACCCUCACCGACUCCGAGAACGAGAACAAGUCUGAUGACGAAUCAGGAGAGAGAGACCACCAGGGGACCUUGUCCGACGGUUUGGAGAAAAGGAGAGGAGGAGAUACGAGGGGAAGACUCACGUUAGGAGCGAUGCAUCACUCGGGCAACACCAGCAGCAGAGCUAAAGCCCUCUCUCAAGAGACCGGUCGUCCCCUCCCUCCCUCCACUGCCUCCUCCAGCCUCCUGCCCCCUGCUCCUUCUCCCCCACCCGUCCCCCUCCAUCCAGCCCCGUCUACCAUAAGGGAGUGUCAAGUGCCCCUGCUGGACAGCAGCUCCUCCCACACCAUGCUGGAGCCCCAUCCAGAGGACCACAUCUCCCCCAACUCAUACCUGCUCCGGGCCCAACCCCCCACUGGAGCUCCAAACCAUCACAGCCAGUCCACCCUGCGGCCGGCCAUCCCUCCACCGCACAACCACCAGACGCUGUCGCACCACCAGUCCUCUGCCAACUCUCUCAACCGCAACACGCUGAGCAGCCGACGCAAUCCCAUCCACGCCCCUCCCUCCGCCCCGGGCGAAGGGCCCACCACACCUGAGUCAGUGCAGCUGCAGGACAGCUGGGUGCUCAACAGCAAUGUCCCGUUGGAGACCAGGCAUUUCCUGUUUAAGACCUCUUCAGGGACCACGCCUCUCUUUAGCAGCUCAUCACCGGGUUACCCCUUGACAUCUGGCACAGUAUAUUCACCCCCACCACGGCUCCUACCCAGAAACACCUUCUCCAGAAGCGCCUUCAAGCUGAAGAAGCCAUCCAAGUACUGCAGCUGGAAAUGUGCCGCCCUGUCGGCGAUCGCUGCCGCCGCCCUGCUGGCCAUUCUGCUGUCCUACUUCAUCGCCAUGAAUCUGUUGGGGCUGAACUGGCAGCUGAAACCUGUGGUUGGUCCCAUGCUGAACAACGGCUUGGGAGCCGGGCUGCCCAGCAACAGUGAUGUAGCAACAGCGCCCUCUGGAGGCAGAGGGCCAUGGGCAGCUCGCAACAGCAGCAUAGAUACGGGCAGCCUGGAGGUGGGCAGGCGCGUGACCCAGGAGGUGCCGCCCGGGGUGUUCUGGAGAUCCCUGAUGCACCUUAGCCAGCCUCAGUUCCUCAAGUUCAACAUCUCCCUGGGCAAGGAUGCACUCUUCGGGGUUUACAUUCGCAAAGGGCUGCCGCCGUCCCAUGCACAGUAUGACUAUAUGGAGCGUUUGGAUGGAAAGGAGAAGUGGAGCGUAGUGGAGUCGCCCCGUGAGAGACGCAGUAUUCAGACGGUGGUUCUGAACGAGGCCGUGUUUGUACAGUAUCUGGACCCCGGCACAUGGCACCUGGCUUUCUACAACGACGGCAAGGAGAUGGAAUCGGUCUCAUUUAGCACCGCUGUUCUGGACUCUGUGCAAGAGUGUCCCCGCAACUGUCAUGGUAACGGAGAGUGUGUGUCAGGAGUGUGUCACUGUUUCCCCGGGUUCCAUGGCAUGGACUGCUCGAAAGCGGCAUGCCCAGUCCUAUGCAGUGGAAACGGUCAGUAUGACAAGGGUUCGUGUAUCUGCUAUAGUGGAUGGAAGGGUCUGGAAUGCGACGUUCCCAUCAGCCAGUGCAUCGACCCCCAGUGUGGCGGUCAUGGCACGUGCACAGAGGGCAUAUGUGUUUGUUCUCUGGGCUACAAAGGAGAGAAUUGCGCUGAGGUUGACUGUAUGGAUCCAACCUGCUCAAAUAAUGGCAUCUGUGUGAAUGGGGAUUGCCACUGUAAACCAGGCUGGGGUGGACCAAGCUGUGAGCUGCCCAGAGCACAAUGCCCAGAUCAGUGCCAUGGUCAUGGUGCUUUUAUUCCAGACACAGGCAUCUGUAGCUGUGACCCCAAUUGGAUGGGCCCUGAUUGUUCUGUCGAGGUUUGCUCAGUCGAUUGCGGGACACAUGGUGUAUGCAUGGGUGGCUCGUGUCGAUGCGAGGAAGGCUGGACAGGCGCGGCAUGUGACCAGCGUGUGUGUAACCCACUAUGCGUGAAGCACGGCACCUGUAAAGAUGGGAAGUGCGAGUGUGAACAGGGCUGGAACGGAGAACACUGCACCAUCGAUGGCUGUCCGAACCGAUGUAAUGGAAAUGGACAGUGUCUGCAGGGUCAAAACAGCUGGCACUGUGAGUGCAAGACUGGAUGGAGAGGCACCGGCUGCAAUGUCGCCAUGGAGACUUCAUGUGCAGACAACAAAGAUAAUGAAGGAGAUGGUCUGACUGACUGUAUGGAUCCAGACUGCUGUAUCCAAAGUCCCUGCCAGAACAGUCCACUUUGUAGAGGCUCCAGGGAUCCCUUACAGGUCAUCCAGCAGGGCCAGCACCCUGAGCAGAAAGUCCGUUCCUUCUACGACCGUGUUAAGAUGCUAGUGGGCCGGGACAGCACGCAUAUAAUCCCUGCAGACAAUCCAUUCAACGCAAGUCUGGCAUCACUGAUCAGAGGUCAGGUGGUGACAACAGAUGGAACCCCACUGGUGGGAGUAAAUGUGUCGUUUGUCAAGUACCCGCAGUAUGGCUACACCCUCACACGACAGGAUGGAACAUUUGACCUCAUUGCCAAUGGUGGAGCCUCUCUCACCCUCCGAUUCGAACGGGCUCCGUUUCUGAGUCAAGAGCGCACAGUGUGGCUCCCGUGGAACAUUUUCUACGCCAUGGACACUCUGAUGUUGAAGACAGAGGAGAACACCAUCCCGAGCUGUGACCUCAGCGGCUUUGUGAGGCCUGACCCUGUGAUGGUGGCCUCCCCCCUUUCCUCUUUCUUCAGUUCCAGGCCAGGAGAGAGGUCCAUCAUUCCAGAGACACAGGUUCUGCAUGAGCAGCUAGAGAUUCCUGGCACCAAUCUGAAACUCUGUCACCUGAGUUCCCGGACCUCAGGUUACCGCUCCUUGCUCAAAAUCACCAUGACUCAAGCCGUGGUGCCUCUCAGCCUUGUCAAAGUCCAUCUGAUGGUUGCUGUGGAGGGCCAUCUCUUCCAGAAGUGGUUCCACGCUUCACCCAACCUUGCAUACACCUUUAUCUGGGACAAGACGGAUGCAUACGGUCAGCGUGUCUACGGCCUCUCUGAUGCAGUGGUCUCUGUGGGGUAUGAAUAUGAAUCAUGUCCUAGUCUAGUGCUGUGGGAGAAGAGGACGGCUAUGCUUCAAGGCUAUGAGCUAGAACCUUCCAAUCUGGGUGACUGGUCUCUGGACAAACACCAUAUUCUCAACCUGCGCAGCGGCAUCCUUCAUAAGGGCAGCGGUGAGAACGUCUUUGUGUCCCAGCAGCCACCCAUCAUCACGAGCAUCAUGGGUAAUGGGCGUCGACGAAGCAUCUCUUGCCCGAGCUGUAAUGGCCUGGCUGAUGGAAAUAAGCUGUUGGCACCUGUAGCCCUGGCAGCAGGCAUUGAUGGCAGCCUCUACGUCGGAGACUUGAACUUCGUACGCAGAGUUUAUCCCAACCUCAAUACCACACGCAUUCUGGAACUCAGAAAUAAGGAUUUUCGACACAGUAACAACCCGACUCAUAAGUACUUCUUGGAUGUGGACCCAGUCUCUGGGGCUCUGUUCAUCUCUGACACAAAUUCUCGGCGAAUCUACAAGGUGCGAUCGCUCACAGGGGGAAGACUGCUGGCCGACAAUGCCGAAGUGGUGGCGGGCACGGGAGAACAGUGCCUGCCCUUCGACGAGAGGUGUGGGGAUGGGGGCAAAGCUGUAGAAGCCACUCUCAUGAGCCCCAAAGGUAUUGCUGUAGAUAAAAACGGGCUUAUGUACUUUGUGGAUGCCACCAUGAUUAGGAAGGUGGAUCAAAACGGCAUCAUCUCUACUCUCCUGGGCGCCAAUGAUCUCACUGCUGUGCGCCCACUGAGCUGCGAUUCCAGCAUGGAUGUCAGUCAGGUGCGCUUGGAGUGGCCCACCGACUUGGCAGUAAACCCCAUGGAUAACUCUCUGUAUGUGCUAGAGAACAACGUUAUCCUACGCAUCACUGAAAACCACCAAGUGAGUAUCAUCGCAGGGCGUCCCAUGCACUGCCAGGUGCCUGGCAUUGACUAUUCCCUUAGUAAAUUAGCCAUCCACUCGGCCCUGGAGAGCGCCACGGCUAUCGCCAUCUCCCAUACUGGUGUGCUCUACAUCGCCGAGACGGAUGAGAAGAAGAUCAACCGUGUUCGGCAAGUUCGCACCAAUGGAGAGAUGUCACUUCUGGCUGGCGCUGCGUCAGAGUGCGACUGCAAGAACGACGUCAACUGUAACUGCUUUGCAGGAGACGACGGAUAUGCUACAGACGCCAACCUCAACUCCCCAAUGUCUCUGGCCGUCUCACCGGAUGGCACGCUCUACAUUGCAGACCUCAAUAACAUUCGGAUCCGUGCUGUGCGCACUAACCGACCAGGGCCUUCAGCACUGGGCCAAUAUGAGGUCGCGUCCCCUCAGGAACAAGAGCUGUAUGUGUUUAACGAGGAGGGUCUCCACCUUCAGACCAUCAGUCUUGUAACGGGUCUGCCCCUCUACAAUUUCAGCUACGGCCCUGAUGGAGAGCUGGCCACAGUGGUGGAUAACUGCAAUAAUACGGUGAAAGUGUGGAGGGACGGGGAAGGGCAGGGUGGUGCAGGACUGCUCAGGCUCGUCCUGCUGCCCGAGAAUCAGGUGGUUACGCUAGGACUGGAUCCUGCAGGAAGCCUGCGCUCCAUCUCUGCUCUUAACCAGGAGAUUGUUCUGCUGGGAUACAACGGAAACACUGGCCUGUUGGCCACCAAGGCUGAUGAGACUGGCUGGACAACCUUUUAUGAGUAUGACAGUGAAGGGAGACUAACCAACGUGACGUACCCCACAGGGAUGGUUACAAGUCUGCAUAGGGAGAUCGAAAAAUCCAUCAACAUCGACAUUGAGAGCUCCAACAGAGAUGAUGACAUCACUGUUAUCACUAAUCUUUCGUCAGUAGAAGCCUCUUACACUGUUGUGCAAGAUCAAGUACGGAACAGCUACCAAUUGUGUAACAAUGGCACUUUGAGGGUAAUGUACGCCAAUGGGAUGGGCAUCAGUUACCACACAGAGCCCCAUAUCCUGGCAGGGUCAGUGAGUCCCACCAUCGGCCGUAGGAACAUCUCCCUUCCCACUGAUAACGGUCUGAACUCCAUCGAGUGGAGGCUGCGCAAAGAACUGUCAAAGGGCAAGGUCACUGUGUUCGGCAGGAAGCUUCGGGCACAUGGGCGCAACCUCCUGUCGAUAGAUUUUGAUAGGAACACACGGACUGAGAAGAUCUAUGACGACCACAGGAAGUUCACUCUGAGGAUCACGUAUGAUGCCCAGGGCAGGCCUGCGAUAUGGCAGCCGAGCAGCAGCCUUGCAGUGGUGAAUGUGUCUUACUCCAGUACAGGUCAGCUAGUGGGGCUGCACCGAGGGAGUAUGAGUGAGAGAACGGAGUUUGACCCACAGGGGCGAAUUCUCUCACGCUCUUUUGUGGAUGGAAAGGUCUGGAGCUACAGUUACCUGGACAAGUCCAUGGUGCUGCUCCUGCAGAGUCAGAGACAAUACAUCUUUGAAUUCGAUGCAUCCAACCGCAUCACGGCUGUCACCAUGCCUAGCGUUGCCCGUCACACCAUGUUCACUCACGUCUCCAUCGGCUACAUCCGCAACACCUACAACCCGCCCGAGAGCAACGCGUCCAUCAUUUAUGACUUCAGCGAGGACGGGCGCCCCCAGGCCGCCUACUUCCUGGGUACCGGCCGUCGUGUCCUCUACAAAUACGGCAAGCUGGCCAAGCUCUCCGAGAUCUUGUAUGACAGCACAGCCAUCACCUUUGGCUACGAUGAGACAGCCGGCGUGCUAAAAAUGGUCAACUUGCAAAGCGGUGGCUUUUCGUGCACGAUACGCUAUCGUAAAAUGGGUCCCCUAAUCGACAAACAGAUCUAUCGCUUCUCGGAGGAAGGUAUGGUGAACGCGCGCUUCGACUACACCUACCAUGAUAAUAGUUUCAGAAUCGCAAGUAUGAAGCCAGUAAUCAGCGAGACGCCACUUCCUGUGGAUCUAUACCGCUAUGACGAGAUCUCCGGAAAAGUGGAGCAUUUUGGAAAGUUUGGAGUCAUCUACUAUGACAUCAAUCAGAUAAUCACCACUGCCGUCAUGACCCUUAGCAAGCAUUUCGAUGCGCACGGCCGAAUCAAAGAGGUUCAGUAUGAGAUCUUCCGCUCUCUCAUGUACUGGAUGACGGUGCAGUACGACAACAUGGGCAGAGUAAUCAAGCGAGAGCUAAAGAUCGGCCCCUAUGCCAACACCACUCAGUACCGCUAUGAAUACGAUGGUGAUGGACAGCUCAGUGGUGUUAAGGUGAACGAUUGGUCCACUUGGCGCUACAGCUACGACUUAAACGGCAACCUACACCUGCUCAACCCGGGUAACAGCGCCCGACUCAUGCCGCUCCGCUAUGACCUACGAGACCGCAUCACACGGCUCGGUGAUGUGCAGUACCGUCUGGACGAGGACGGUUAUCUGAGUCAGAGGGGCGGUGAUGUGUUUGACUACAACUCUAAAGGCCAGCUGGUGCGCGCCUAUAGCCGUGCAGCUGGAGGAUGGAGCGUCCAGUACCGUUACGAUGGACUCGGACGCAGGGUGUCUACUAAGAACAGUCUGGGUCAGCACCUCCAGUUCUUUUAUGCUGACCUGAACAACCCGACUCGGGUCACGCAUGUGUUCAACCACUCCAGCUCAGAAAUCAGCUCUUUGUACUAUGACCUGCAGGGCCAUCUGUUUGCCAUGGAGGUUAGCAGUGGGGAGGAGUACUACAUCGCCUCUGACAACACUGGUACACCACUGGCUGUCUUCAGCAGCAACGGGCAGAUGAUCAAACAGGUGCAAUACACCGCUUACGGGGAGGUGUACCACGACUCCAACCCUGAGUUCCAGCUUGUCAUCGGCUUCCACGGUGGGCUUUACGACUCGCUUACCAAGCUGGUGCAUUUCACACAGAGAGACUAUGAUGUUUUAGCGGCCAGAUGGACGUCGCCAGAUUACACCAUGUGGCAGAAGAUCGGAAAAGAACUGGCACCCUUCAACCUGUACAUGUUCAAGAAUAAUAACCCUCUCAGUGAUAUGCUGGAUGUCAAAAACUAUGUCACAGAUGUGAAGAGUUGGCUGGUCAUGUUUGGCUUCCAGCUUAGCAACAUUAUCCCAGGCUUUCCCAGACACAUACACUAUUUUGUGGAUCCGCCGUAUGAGCUCUUCGCCAGUCAAGAAAGUGAAAAUGGGCAGCUGAUAACUGGAGUUCAGCAGGAAGCCGAACGGCACAACCAAGCAUUCAUGGCUCUGGAGGGACGGCUUCUUGACAAAGAGCGCAAGAACAAACAUGAGAAACCAGGCCACUGGUUUGGCACGAGUACCCCCAUCAUCGGACGAGGAGUGAUGCUGGCAGUGAAAGAAGGCCGCGUGGUCACAGGGGUCUCCAGCAUGGCCAGCGAUGACAGCAGGAAGGUGGCUCUAGUGCUCGAUAAUGCCAUCUACUUAGACGGGACGCACUACACUCAGGAUGGCCAUGACUGUCAUUUCUUCGUGAAGAUCGGCUCAGCUGACAGUGACCUCCUAGCUUUAGGACUCACCAAUGGACGCAAGGCACUGGAAAGCGGGAUCAACGUGACGGUAAGCGGUCGCUCGCGAAGAGGAGUCACCGUUGAGUUCCAGGUUCCAGCUCUUUCUCUAAGCGUGCGCUAUGGUUUGGCGUCGGACGUCCUGGAUGAGGAGAGAGCCCGGCUGUUGGAGUUGGCGCGGCAGCGGGCGCUAUUGGGAGCCUGGCUGCGAGAGCAGCAGCGGGCACAGGAUAAUAAAGAGGGAAGCCGCUUGUGGACUGAAGGAGAGAGACAGCAGCUCCUCUCAACAGGGAAAGUGCAGGGGUACGACGGGUACUACAUUUUACCUGUAGAACAGUACCCUGAACUAGCGGACAACAGUUUUAACAUCCAGUUCUUGAGACAGAAUGAGAUGGGGAAGAGGUAACAGUCCAGACAUCUGUUAUCCUGUUUCUUUAUAUUUCGCUUUCUCUCCACUUAUACCUUUACAGUUUUCAGUUCUUUUCUCGAUCUUUUUCUCUCUCUUGCUCCGUCUUUCUCUUUUUUUCCUUGCUUUGUUUUCUAUUAUCUCCUGAACCCACGGAGAAUAAUUGAACUAAUGGGGAAACUCACCGAACGCUGCAGGGACCUUUAAAAGAAGAACAUUCAAAAACUUUGUUAAUACUGCCUCUGGCAAAAAAAGAACAAUUUGAAAGACCUCGUCUUUGUUUUUCAACUAUGGACCUCAAAAAGCACUGAGAAACUGAAAAACAAAACAGAGCUGCUGUUGCUGAAAUAUGAAAAAUCCCCUUUUUAAAAAAGAAUAGAUAUUUUGACCCAUAUUUUUUGGGUUACCGAGAGGAUGUUGGUGCCAGAUGAUCUGGAGAGGCCCAGUCUCGACGUCAGAACUGAGGAGUAACAUCCGUCAAGAGAAAUGUCAGUCUCAGGCCUCACAUUCUUCACAGCUAAACUUUCAGUUGCCACCGCAGCAAGACCCAUCAUCUGCAGACUGUUUCUUCAGGAAAAUUCCAGUGGAGUAAAAGUGAUGAAAACAACCAAGUCUGACAUAGUUCGUUUCAUCACUGAUAGAAAAGUACUUGCAUUGUAUCUGAUAACAGUGAAGUUCUGAGUGUGCUUUAGAUGCGAUAGUUUUGUACAUUCCAGGCGCAUUAGAGUAACGAGACCUUCACCAGGGCACUUCUAUAUAGCGAUAUCAGAAAAAAAACACUCACAGUCUCCAGAUUAAAAGGUUACUAGUUUCAGAAACUAUUUAUUUUUACUUAGUUUGUUUCAAUUUUUUAUCAUUCAUAGUACUCUGACAAUCAUAAAGGAGUCACUGCUUUUAGCUACAAAGAUAAACUUUGAUGUUCGAGUUUAUUUUCCUUUGUACGAUACGUAGUAAUUUUUCAUUUUUGUAUUAAUUUAGAUUUUUUUGCUUCAAAGCAAAUUCUAGUCAUAUACAGAAAUAAUUUAUGUAAAGUGUUUAAAAUGGUUUAUACUUUAAAUAAAGUUUAAAACUGUGAAACUUGUUUUUCAGAAUAUAUCCGUAUGUACAUUGUAUAGAUUUACCUUUAUGCAGCACAGUAGAAUAUUGUUCAUAAUAUCAACUUUUAUAUUUCUAACAGAAGGUGGCUUGUUAUGUGCAAAUCAACAGCUGGUAUUGAAACACUAUAAUUUUUUGUGACACUCAGAUAUCACAGAUAUGGAAUAAUAUUGAUACCCCAUCUGAUUGUCUGGUUCAGGUUUUUUUUUUUUUUUUUAAUGCAGAAAAGUUGCUGUACUAGAACCCAAACCAUAGAAAUUUAUUCUUUCCACUGUGAAGAGACUCAUUAUGGAUGUCAUGAUGUACCAAAUCAGUAUUGAGGGAUGAUUCUUACUCAAGUGAGACUCUUCUGAGACCUUACCAAUAAAUAGUUUAAUUCA
This is a messenger RNA of Carassius gibelio (silver crucian carp), 10127 nucleotides long. Its product is annotated as teneurin-2. Gene Ontology annotation, cellular component: membrane; neuron projection. Gene Ontology annotation, molecular function: calcium ion binding; protein homodimerization activity; cell adhesion molecule binding. The record is from RefSeq and is a predicted model, not a curated record. Lineage: Eukaryota; Metazoa; Chordata; Actinopteri; Cypriniformes; Cyprinidae. Gene Ontology annotation, biological process: neuron development; signal transduction; heterophilic cell-cell adhesion. The transcript is spliced from 32 exons. The coding region runs from base 217 to 8652 and encodes 2811 amino acids.